Molecule: messenger RNA, 783 nt
Organism: Letharia columbiana
Lineage: Eukaryota; Fungi; Ascomycota; Lecanoromycetes; Lecanorales; Parmeliaceae
Exons: 2
Coding region: 1-783 (260 amino acids)
Source: RefSeq, a predicted model, not a curated record
AUGUCAAAACCCUGGCUCCUGGUAUCUCCUGCCUCUCGUGGCAUUGGUCUCCAGCUCGCCAGACGCCUGCUCAAGACCACAGAUCUGCCCGUCAUUGCAACAGCACGAAAAGAUGUGAAAAUGACCAACGAGCAGAUACUGAAUGGCCUCGACGUGGACAAGCAGAGGCUUGAGGUGCUGAAGCUCGAUGUGACUGAUGAAAGCACCAUCUCUAGAGCGGCAUCCCACUGCAAAUCCCGUUUCUCAUCCAGCUACCUCCGCCUCGCUUUUUGCAUCCCUGGCAUCCUUCAUCCUGAGAAGUCCCCCUCCCAAAUCGACCACGCCAAGGCCCUGUCCACCUUUCAAGUCAACACGCUCGGUCCCCUGCUCCUCUCAAAGCACUUUUCGCCUCUUCUACCCCGCCGUUCCACGACCCUCGAACCCAUCCCGCACCUUCCUGCUUCCGCUGUCCUUGCCCUGAUGUCUGCGAGAGUGGGUAGCAUAAGUGAUAAUAGCCUUGGUGGAUGGUACAGCUACCGUGCAAGCAAAGCUGCUGUCAAUUCCAUUGCUAAAAGCAUAGAUAUCUAUCUAAGGCAAAGAUGUGGGGAGAACGCGAUGUGUGUGAGUUUGCAUCCGGGCACUGUGCAGACAGGGUUGAGUGAGGAGUUUUGGGGAAGCACGCCAAAGGAGAAGUUGUUUACGCCUGAGUUUGCCGCCGAGAAGUUGAUACAAGUUGUGAACGAUGCCGGGUUGGACGGGAGGGGCAAAUGCUGGGACUGGGAGGGAAAGGAGAUACCGCCUUGA